CCCAGACCAGACCAUUUCAAUUCCAAGUCCACUGCGUAAACUCCAAUCCCAAACAUCAAAAUUUCUAAGUCAUCUCUCUCUCUCUCUCUCUCUCUCUCUCUGAAAACUGAAAAUGUCGGACGGAGCUGUAACGGUCCUCGACGGGAACUACCUGAGAGCCAUCGACCUUUCUCUGCCGGAAGCUGAGGUCAGCCUCACUGGAGCUCAGGUCCUCGACCUCGCCGACUCCAAAGCCUCCUCGUCUCUCUUCGGCCUCUCCUUGCCUCAGAGCCUCAAGUCCUCUGCUCUGAAACGCAUCUGCCUUCAAGACGACGACGUCUUCCGCCUCAAGGAGCUAGAUCGCGAGCAGGCUCUGAAGGUGAUCACGGACUACAUCACAGCGAUCGCCGAUGAAUUAAAAGAUGAUCCACUUGUCAUAUCUGUCUUGGAUGGAAACACUAUUCGACUGUUUUUAGAGGAUGAGGAUGAUUUUGCAAUGCUAGCAGAGAAUCUGUUCACUGAUCUGGAUGUAGAAGACACAGGAAAGAUCAACAAGAAUGAGAUCCGGAAUGCACUUGUUCACAUGGGAGUUGAGAUGGGCGUUCCUCCCAUUUCAGAAUUUCCUCCUCUAAGUGAUAUCUUGAAGAGACACGAAGCUGAUGGGGAAGAAGAACUGGGCCAAGCACAAUUUGCUGAAUUACUCCAGCCUGUCCUACAAGAACUAUCAGAGGCCCUGGCAAAAAAGCAUUUUGUUUUUAUCCAGAACAUCAAGAUUGUCAAUGGUUCCAAGCUAAGAAAGCUUUUGGCAGAUGAGAAGCAAUUGAACAUUAUCGUAGAGAAGAUAUUGGCGGAUGGCUCAGGGAACACAGAAAAAAUCAGGAGUUUUCUUGAAAAAACUGGGACAGAGUUGGGCUUGCCACCAUCCGAAGCGAACGAGGCAGUGGCCCUUUUGUAUGAUGCAGUGUUUGCUGAUUUAGAGGAAGCAGGUGAGGAUAAAUUUGGAAAUCUUGUGAAGCAGAUCCUGGAGAAAUUUGCAGAGCAGCUAGAAGCAAGCCCUGUUUUUCAUGAUAUUUGAGCAGCUAGAAGCUCAACUGUCAGAGCUGCUUGUCUGUGCAGAUAAACCAUUUUGAAUUAUUUGAUUACAUGUCAUUUCCCCCAAUCCAUACAGCCAAAUACGAACAAAAUUACAUUUUGUAAUAUCUGUGUGUACUAGAAUCGUUGAAUUGAUAGCAUGGUUUAAGGUGAUAUUUUACACUACUUUUAGGCCUUUGAUUGGCUGAGUAACAAUCGAUUAUAAAAAGUAUACAAGGCAGAUAGAAGCUUUCAAGUUUCA
This is a messenger RNA of Prunus dulcis (almond), 1312 nucleotides long. RefSeq lists its product as uncharacterized. Gene Ontology annotation, molecular function: calcium ion binding. Lineage: Eukaryota; Viridiplantae; Streptophyta; Magnoliopsida; Rosales; Rosaceae. Bases 113 to 1054 code for a protein of 313 amino acids. The transcript has 4 exons. The record is from RefSeq and is a predicted model, not a curated record.